AUGAGCCGCCAAUUUAGUUCUCAGUCUGCAUUUAGUUCAAGGAGCAAGCGGGUUUAUAGUACUAGCGCUUCUGCAGGCCGUGGUGGUGGGAGCCGGGCUGUGGGGUCUGUGUGUCAGGCCCGAGGGAGGUGUGGUGGUGGUGGGUAUGGGAGCUAUGGAAGGGGGUUUGGCUCUAGGAGCCUCUACAAUCUGGGUGGUAGUAAAAGCAUUUCCGUUAGCCUAGUGGGGAGAAGUGCCAGUGGUUUCCGCCAGGGUGGGGGAGCAGGAGGAGGAUUUGGAGGGGGUAGAGGCUUUGGGGGUGGUGGCUUUGGAGGUGGUGGUUUUGGAGGAGGUGGUUUUGGGGGUGCCAGAUUCGGGGCUAGCAAUUUUGGGCUUGGGGGCUUUGGUCUUUCUUGUCCUCCGGGGGGCAUCCAAGAGGUGACCAUUAACCAGAGCCUCCUAGAGCCACUUCACCUGGAGGUGGACCCUGAAAUUCAGAGAAUCAAGACCCGGGAGCGAGAGCAGAUUAUGGUUCUCAACAACAAGUUUGCCUCCUUCAUUGACAAGGUGCGAUUCCUGGAGCAGCAGAACCAGGUGCUACAAACGAAAUGGGAGCUGCUGCAGCAGGUGAACACUUCAACUCGGACGAACAACGUGGAACCCAUCUUUGAGAACUACAUUAGUCAGCUGCAGAAGCAGGUGGAUUUUCUCAAUGCAGAACAGAUGCGCCAGAACUUGGAGGUCAGGAGCAUGCAGGAUGUUGUGGAGGAUUACAAGACCAAGUAUGAGGAUGAAAUCAACAAGAGGACCAGCAGUGAGAAUGACUUUAUCGUUCUGAAGAAGGACGUGGACGCUGCUUAUAUCAACAAAAUGAACCUGCAGUCCAGGGUGGACACUCUGUCUGGGGAGGUCAAUUUCCUGCAAUAUUUAUUCAUGACGGAGCUGUCCCAGAUGCAGACCCACAUCAGUGACACCAAUGUCAUCCUGUCCAUGGACAACAACCGCUUCCUGGACCUGGACAGCAUCAUCGACGCAGUGCGGACCCAGUAUGAGCUGAUUGCACAGAGGAGCAAGGACGAGGCUGAGGCACUGUACCAGACUAAGUACCAGGAGCUCCAGAUCACAGCAGGGAGACAUGGAGAUGACCUGAAAAACAGCAAGAUGGAGAUUUCCGAGCUCAACCGCACAAUCCAGAGGCUUCAGGCAGAGAUCAGCAAUGUCAAGAAGCAGAUUGAACAGAUGCACUCGGCCAUUUCGGGUGCAGAGGAGAGAGGAGAGCAGGCCAUCCAGGAUGCACGGCAGAAGCUGCAGUACAUGGAGGAGGCCCUGCAGCAGUCCAAGGAGGAGCUGGCCCGGCUGCUGCGUGACUACCAGGCGAUGCUGGGGGCCAAGCUAUCCCUGGAUGUGGAGAUCGCCACCUACCGCAAGCUGCUGGAGGGCGAGGAGAGCAGGAUGUCAGGAGAGCUGCAGAACCAUGUGAACAUCUCGGUGCACAGCAGCCAGGUGAACAUCGGCGGCGGCGGCGGCGGCGGCGGCGGCGGCGGCGGCGGCGGCGGCGGCGGCGGCGGCGGCGGCGGCGGCGGCGGCGGCGGCGGCGGCGGCGGCGGCGGCGGCGGCGGCGGCGGCGGCGGCGGCGGCGGCGGCGGCGGCGGCGGCGGCGGCGGGAGCUACGGAGCAAGCAGCAGAAGCGGCGGCGGCUCGUCGCGCGUGCAGAUCAUCCAGACUUCCACCAACACCUCCCACAAGCGAAUCCUGGAGUAG
Galeopterus variegatus (Sunda flying lemur) is the source of this 1740-nucleotide messenger RNA. It is a transcript of the gene KRT77, whose product is annotated as keratin 77. Gene Ontology annotation, biological process: keratinization; intermediate filament organization. Gene Ontology annotation, cellular component: keratin filament. Gene Ontology annotation, molecular function: structural constituent of skin epidermis. Bases 1 to 1740 code for a protein of 579 amino acids. Lineage: Eukaryota; Metazoa; Chordata; Mammalia; Dermoptera; Cynocephalidae. The transcript has 12 exons. The record is from RefSeq and is a predicted model, not a curated record.